Saccostrea echinata is the source of this 839-nucleotide messenger RNA. RefSeq lists its product as uncharacterized. The transcript is spliced from 3 exons. Lineage: Eukaryota; Metazoa; Mollusca; Bivalvia; Ostreida; Ostreidae. Gene Ontology annotation, cellular component: plasma membrane. The record is from RefSeq and is a predicted model, not a curated record. Bases 145 to 660 code for a protein of 171 amino acids.
AACAAAGAAAGGUGGAGACCUCUCACAGUCAUGGCGUCGUAAUGUAAUAAACGUUUUUUUUUCCGCGUGUGUCUUACUCACUCGCACUCCCACGCCCGCUCUAAUAUAUUCCUCAAUCUGUGUUUAACUCGCAGUGAACGAAAAAUGGCCGGUGGAAACGCCCCAGCAGCAUCUAAGGUGGCCUCUGUCUUCAUCGGGCUCGGGUUUUUACUUUUUGUUGUGGGAUUCGGUGCUCCUUAUUGGGAGAAAUUUGUACUGGGGGGAAAUGGUGGUUUAUGGCAACGCUGUGGAGCAUUUUUGGGACUGGAUGGCUGCAAAUACUACACUGAUCUGGAUGAUGUUGGGAAAGACACUUAUCUCCCUGACUGGUUUGAGUCCGUGAGAGUGUUCGAAGCGAUUGGUCUGGUUGCCGCCCUCGUCGGUCUUGUUUUCCUCGUUUUAUAUGUGUGUGUAUCGAAGACUUCCGGAAAUAAAAUUGUGGCCCUCCUUACUGCCAUAGUUACAUUAGGAACAGGGGGUGUUAUUCUUUUGGGUGUCAUCAUUUUCGGUUCCAACAAAGACACGGAUUACUUAGACUGGGCCUUCGCACUCGCUGCUGUCGGUGGUUGUUUUUACGUCAUUGCAGGAGUACUUCUCUUUGUUAGCAUGUGUUCUAAAUAAUGUCAUUAUAUAUGUCAUUUUUUAGAAAUUUUACAUAAUUGCUUAUAUAUUAUUUACUUUUUUAUAAUAGUUACGUAUAUUAUACAUACAUGCACAUUUUACAGCAAUAAAAUUUUAUUACAUUAAUAUUGUGGAUGUAAAAAUAUAACAACUACAUAAUAAAGUAAUUAAAAAUUGUA